AUGAGUGUUUCAAAGUUCGUUUACGUAGUCAUAUUGAUUGUUUUAAUUAGUAUAAGCAAUAAUGGCGUGGAUGCAUUUCACAAAGUUUUCAAGAGAUUGCAAUCUCAAUCAACAUCAUUGGAGAAAGUGAGUCCUCUUCAGAGACCGGCUUAUCACUUUCAACCUCCCCGCCAUUGGAUCAACGAUCCUAAUGCCCCAAUGAUCUACAAGGGAAUCUACCAUUUCUUCUACCAAUACAAUCCAAGAGGUGCGGUUUGGGGUAACAUUGUGUGGGCGCACUCGGUUUCUAAGGACUUGAUCAAUUGGGAAGCCCUUGAACCAGCCAUCUACCCAUCCAAAUGGUUCGACAUCAACGGUACAUGGUCCGGUUCAGCUACCCAUGUACCGGGAAAAGGACCGGUUAUUCUCUACACGGGUAUCACCUAGAACCAGACUCAGAUCCAAAACUAUGCCAUUCCCCAAGACCUUUCUGACCCAUACCUCAAGAAAUGGAUUAAACCAGACGAUAACCCAAUCCUAAAGCCCGACCAUGGCGAGAACGCAUCCGAUUUCCGUGACCCGACCACGGCUUGGUUCAACAAAAAAGAUGGGUAUUGGAGAAUGCUUGUUGGCUCAAGGAAUAAUCAUAGAGGAAUCGCUUAUAUGUACAAAAGUCGUGACUUCAAGAAAUGGGUCAUAACCAAACGUCCGAUCCACUCAAGCAAUAAGACCGGUAUGUGGGAAUGUCCCGAUUUCUUCCCGGUAUCUUUAAACGACAAGAAAAACGGUUUGGACUUCAGCUACGACGGUCCAAACAUCAAGCAUGUGUUGAAAGUUAGUUUGGACUUGACCCGAUACGACUACUACACUCUUGGUAAGUAUGAUACGAAGACAGAUCACUACAUACCCGACGGUAACACUCCUGACGGUUGGGAUGGUUUGAGAUUUGAUUAUGGUAACUUCUAUGCGUCGAAGACAUUCUUUGAUGACAAGAAGAAGAGAAGGAUUCUUUGGGGUUGGGCCAAUGAAUCCGACACCGUUGCAGAUGAUACCUUGAAGGGUUGGGCAGGAGUUCAGCUUAUCCCAAGAACAGUUUUGCUCGACUCUAGCGGUAAGCAACUAGUAUUUUGGCCUAUUGAAGAGAUUGAGUCAUUGAGAGGAAAGAAUGUCCAAAUGAACAACCAGAAAAUGGAGAAGGGCCAACGCUUUGAGGUCCAAGGAAUCACUCCUGCUCAGGUGGAUGUGGAUGUGACAUUUAACGUUGGAAGUCUAGAAAAGGCCGAAAAGUUUGUCGCAAGCUUCACAACCAAACCACUAGAGUUGUGUAACAUGAAGGGUUCAAAUGUGACAGGCGGAGUCGGACCUUUUGGUCUGAUCACGUUGGCUACAUCUGACCUAGUAGAAUACACUCCUGUUUUCUUCAGAGUCUUCAAAGAUGCCUCAACCAACAAGCCUAAGGUCCUCAUGUGCUCUGACGCCAAACCUUCGACUCUCAAAACAGACACCGGCGCUGACGCCAAACAGAGGAUGUAUAAACCAUCGUUUGCUGGAUUUGUGGAUGUCGAUCUCGCUGAUGGAAAGAUCUCUCUAAGGAGUUUGAUUGAUCACUCGGUGGUGGAGAGCUUUGGGGCAAAAGGAAAGACAGUGAUAACAUCACGAGUGUAUCCGACAAAGGCAGUAGGAGAAAAAGCUCAUUUGUUCGUAUUUAACAACGGAUCACAUCCAGUGACCGUAGAAAGCCUCAAUGCAUGGAACAUAACUAUGCCUAUGAAGAUGAACCAAAGAGCUAAAUAA
Molecule: messenger RNA, 1773 nt
Organism: Camelina sativa (false flax)
Lineage: Eukaryota; Viridiplantae; Streptophyta; Magnoliopsida; Brassicales; Brassicaceae
Source: RefSeq, a predicted model, not a curated record